Manis pentadactyla (Chinese pangolin) is the source of this 4838-nucleotide messenger RNA. It is a transcript of the gene EPN2, whose product is annotated as epsin 2. The record is from RefSeq and is a predicted model, not a curated record. Gene Ontology annotation, cellular component: endosome; clathrin vesicle coat; plasma membrane. The transcript is spliced from 12 exons. Lineage: Eukaryota; Metazoa; Chordata; Mammalia; Pholidota; Manidae. Gene Ontology annotation, molecular function: clathrin binding; phospholipid binding. Gene Ontology annotation, biological process: endocytosis. The coding region runs from base 386 to 2305 and encodes 639 amino acids.
GCUGGUGUGUGGGUGUCAAACCGAGCUGAAGGCGGUGGCGGCGGCGGCGGCGGCGGCGGCGGCUCCGCAGGCUCGGGUCGCUCCCGCCACCCCAGCGCUGCCGGCGGCCACAGCCGCUCACUCGGGCCGGCCCGGAGGAGCGGAGGCUCAGCAAACUGGAAAUGGCAAAAUGAGGAGGAACAUUUGGAAAGUGGAGCAUGCAAACCAUUCAAAAAAGAGUCAUGCCUUCUGGCUUCUCAGACCUCAGGCUCCAGUGGGAGAAAUGACAGUCAGGGGUCCUGCUGCAGAUCUGUUACGGAGACUGAACCUUUGCAGGGCUUAAGCUUGCCCAGAACAGGAAAGCUUCUCUCUUUGAAGGGCUUUAUAUUUGUAACAGAGAAUAAAAAUGACGACUUCGUCUAUCAGACGGCAGAUGAAAAACAUUGUGAACAAUUACUCAGAAGCUGAAAUAAAAGUCCGGGAGGCCACCUCCAAUGACCCAUGGGGCCCGUCCAGCUCUCUGAUGACUGAGAUCGCAGACCUGACCUACAACGUGGUGGCCUUCUCGGAGAUCAUGAGCAUGGUGUGGAAGCGGCUCAACGACCACGGCAAGAACUGGCGACAUGUGUACAAGGCGCUGACGCUGCUGGACUACCUUAUCAAGACGGGCUCCGAGCGGGUGGCCCAGCAGUGCCGCGAGAACAUCUUCACCAUCCAGACCCUGAAGGACUUCCAGUACAUUGACCGCGACGGCAAGGACCAGGGCAUCAACGUGCGUGAGAAGUCAAAGCAGCUGGUGGCCCUCCUCAAGGACGAGGAGCGGCUGAAGGCUGAGAGGGCCCAGGCUCUCAAAACCAAAGAGCGCAUGGCCCAGGUCACCACCGGCAUGGGCAGCAACCAGAUCACCUUUGGCCGUGGCUCCAGCCAGCCCAACCUCUCCACCAGCUACUCGGAGCAGGAGUAUGGCAAGGCUGGGGGGUCGCCUGCCUCCUACCAUGGCUCACCUGAGACCUCGUUGUGUCCCCAGCACCGUGCUGGGGCCCCGCUGGGUCAGAGUGAGGAGAUGCAGCUGCUGAGCCAGCGCCACCCCUUCCUGCUGCACCUGGGGCUGGCUUCCCACCCAAAUGGUGACUGGUCCCAGCCCUGCCUCACUUGUGGCCGUAGAGCCCGAGCAUCCACAUCCCCGAGAGUGCCCUCCGAGCUGGAGCAGGCCCGGCCCCAGACCAGCGGAGAAGAGGAGCUUCAGCUGCAGCUGGCUCUGGCCAUGAGCAGAGAGGUGGCUGAGCAGGAAGAACGCCUGAGGCGGGGCGAUGACCUCAGAUUGCAGAUGGCCCUGGAAGAAAGCCGGAGAGACACGGCCAAAGUUCCAAAAAAGAAAGAGCAUGGCUCCCACCCACAGCAGACCACUUUGUUGGAUUUAAUGGACACCCUCCCCAGCUCAGGGCCUGUUGCCCAGAAAGCAGAGCCCCGGCGCCGGCCAGCCUCAGCUAACCAGACCAACCCAUGGGGUCGGCUGGCAGCCCCAGCCAGCACGUCAGAUCCCUGGCCGUCGUUCGGUGCCAAGCCAGCUGCCUCUGUUGACCCCUGGGGAGUGCCCACUGGAGCCAGCACACAGCCUGUCUCCAAGAGCUCAGACCCCUGGUCAGCGCCGCCUCAGCCUGCCUCCGGUGCCGGGAAAACAGCUGAUGCCUGGGCUGCAGCCUCAGCCGCAGCCAGCAAGCCUGUGCCCGCCUCUGGGGCCUUCGACCUCUUCAGCAAUUUGAAUGGUACAAUUCAAGAUGACUUUUCUGAAUUCGACAACCUCCGAACUUCAAAAAAAACAGCCGAGGCAGCGGCCUCCCCACUGUCCCAGAACAAUGGAACUACAAGCCCCGACCCCUUUGAGUCUCAGCCUCUGACUGUCACCUCCAGCAAGCCCAGCAGCACCCGGAAAACACCCGAGUCCUUCCUGGGCCCCAAUGCGGCCCUGGUGAACCUGGACUCGCUGGUGACCAGGCCAGCCCCACCAGCCCAGUCCCUCAACCCUUUCCUGGCACCAGGUGCAGCCACAGCCUCAGCCCCUGUCAACCCCUUCCAGGUGAACCAGCCCCAGCCGCUGACGCUGAACCAGCUGCGGGGGAGCCCAGUUCUGGGAACCAGCUCGUCUUUUGGGCCCAGCCCAGGUGUGGAGCCCUCCAUGACCUCCACAGCCCCACACGCAGCUCUGGGGGCCGGCAGUUCCUCCCUGACACCACUGGGCCCCGCCCCAGUGAACAUGGUGGGCACUGUGGGCCUCCCCCCGUCCGCUGCGCAGGUCACCGGCACAACCAACCCUUUCCUUCUCUAGUGCCGGGGCCUGGGACCCGCCACAGAGCAAAUGCCCAGAUGCCUGUGCCUGAGGACGCCAAGCAGGGACUUGUCACUCAUGGAAUGGUGUCUGAGGGUUGGGGGUGGGUGUUGCGGUUUUCCAGUUCAGUUUCCUGAUAAAAGGGUUGUCUUCCCAGCCUCAGCCCUCAGACCUGAGCGGGUGUGCUGAGCCAGAGGACUCAGCACUCCGUCUCUGUGCCCUGAGGCUGCCCGCUCACCAGCCCAGCCAGCUGCCCUCACUGCCUCCCGUGCAAGGGCCCAGCUCCCCUCACUGCAUCCCAGUGCAAGGGCCUGACUCCCCUCACUGCCUCCCGGUGCAAGGGCCCGGCUCCCCUCAUUGCUUCCUGUGCAAGGGCCCAGCUCCCCUCACUGCCUCCUGUGCAAGGGCCCGGCUCCCCUCACUGCUUACUGGUGCAAGGGCCCGGCUCCUGUGGAGGCUGGUUGGCUGUCGGGGUGUUGCCCUUACCCCAGCCUCAGCCCCAGGGUCUCUGGGACACUGCUUAGCCCAGCACUUGGGAUGCCCCCUCCCCCCAUACUCUGGCAACACCCCCAGGUGGUCCCUGGUAUGCACAGAGUGAAGCACCGGCCCCACGAGACACUGACCUUUUGGGGAAGUGGUUGUGCAUAUUUUAUUUUUCCUUGACUCAUGUGUGAGUUAAAAGUAAAUACCAGCACCGUGGAACAACUCCUGAAUUAAAUCCACUAGAGCAAGCUUUAAACUAAUCUGAGCAUAAACCUUGCCAUGUGGCUCUAUGCUUGUAUAUGUUUGCACAUAUUUUGUUUAGUACAGUUUCAUAUUUGAGUUUGCAGAAUUACCUAAUAGUUUUUUUUUGGCUAAUAUUUUUAUAACAUGGUUCUUAUUUAACUGUCUAGUUUUGAUAGAAUUUACCAGGUCUGGCUGAAUUAAGAUGUUGGCAAGUAUCAUGUUAGUGGUUUAAAUCCUCUUAUUUAUGGUUUUAACUGUAAGAAAAUUUAAAUAGGAAGAGACAAAAACAAUGCCUUAUGGAAAAACUAAAGCAAAUUCUUUAUAGGGAAAAAUAUGGGAAUUUGAUUACACAUAAAAGAUGAUGUUUAUGUAAAAAAAACUCCAACAGAACAAAACAUCCUAGCCUCCAGUUGCCUUUUCCCUCCUUUAGCUCCCUUUUUUGGUGAAUUACCAAACUGAUUGACCUUCAGCCCUUUUGGCCAGAUGCUAAGAAAGAGGCUAUUUUUCUUACUGAUAUACCAAUAUCAGGAAAGUAAAAAAAAACCUAAUGUAUGAAUGUGAUGCACUAGUUUUUACCAGCUAAUUCCGUUUUGUAAGUGUAGGCAGGCACGGAUUACAAGGACCUCGUUUACAGUGGGCAUCUGGAAUGGACGAGAUGGCUGGAGCCGUGUGUCUGACUUCCUCUGUCCUAAUCCACUCUCAGGGGAAGGUGGGGAUAGCACGGGGAAGGUGGGGAUAGCACGGAGAUGGUGGGCGCUGGGGAGCGGCAGUGCUUCUGUGCCUGCGGCUCCCUGGGGGAUCCCUGGCCCACUCAGCCACCAACUCCAGACACGUUGCAGACUUAAAAAUACUCAUCUCUUUGGAGAGGAAAAAAAACAUUCUCACACAGAAUAGAUUGUUAAUAAACAUGCACUAUUACUGCCUCCCUCUCCAACCUCCUGCUCUCCUCACCACACCCACCACUAUAAAAAACUGUCAAGUCACCAGAGAGGACUGGCGUCCCUACAGUGGGGGGCAUUCACCUGAAGCUGGUGCCUGUCUGCUUUCGUGGAGGGCCGGGCGUUCCCUCUGUGGACGUCUCAACUCCAGCUCAGAGGGCAGCCAGCCUCUUGGGAGCCCCUCCGCCCCUCCCAGGUCCGGGUAUGACCCUUAGCACUGGGCUCUGGAGAGAUGGAGAAAUGCCAGGAGGCACGCCGGCUGAGCUAGACCUGCCCUGUCAGGCUGCUCCAUUUCCUGUUUAAAAGAGCUCACCUGUGCUGCUCUGGGAGCUGCCCUCCAGCCCAGGCACCUGACUGGCCAUGCCUCGGCCUGAACUGGAGACAUGGGGCGGACCCUGGGCUUAGGUCACUGAAGGUGGCCGAGUCUGGCCUCUUCUGCCUGGAGUGGUGCUUCCCCGGGGAGGUGCCUCCACUCACGUGGUGUGGUCCGGGCCCUUUCACUGGGUAGGCCAAACUCAACUACUGGGUCAGUGGUUUAUUUUCGAACAGUCAAGAGCCUUUCCUGACAUGACUUUGACUCCCAACAUUACAGCCACGGGGCCACCAAGGCUGAGAAGAUCCCCGCCCCACUUCCACACACAGGCCUGGCCCCCAGCUCUGUCCCUGUUGCCUGCUGCACUGACCAUGAAGCCAUGGGCUGCUGCCAUGCGUGUUGUACACAUGCCUCGUGCGCCCUCUUCAUGGGCACUGUGGUAGGGGGUGUCACCCAGCCAUUUCCUCAGUGCCAAGGCUUGGUGGCUGGUUUUGAACUUGUGUUGACUAUUGAUACUUAUUUACUAUAUGAAUAUAAUUUAUCAUUUGUAUCAUGA